Molecule: messenger RNA, 2532 nt
Organism: Galleria mellonella (greater wax moth)
Lineage: Eukaryota; Metazoa; Arthropoda; Insecta; Lepidoptera; Pyralidae
Product: kelch-like protein 10
Exons: 7
Coding region: 51-1937 (628 amino acids)
Molecular function (GO): protein binding
Source: RefSeq, a predicted model, not a curated record
UCUGUCAUCGCGACAGAUAACAAGUUUCGACCGCCGUUUUUUCGAAAGGGAUGGAAUUUAAUACGAAACAUCGAAAAUUAUCCAAAACUAAAAAUUCAGUUCGUACUCCCGCAUCUACAAAACCACGUUUGACCAAAAAGAGAAUCGUUACGCGUAAACGGAAAUGUGUGUGCUUUCCUGAAAAUUAUUCGGUUGUAGAAUUCCCGUCUAUAUGGAAUGAAUUGCGACAGAAUGGCCAGUUGUGCGAUGGUACGAUUGUCUGCAGGGACAUGAAAUCAAUACGAAUACACAGAGCCAUACUCUCUGCUGUUAGUCCUUAUUUCAAAGCGAUAUUUAUAAAUUCGCUAAAAAAAGGGCAACCUGAGGAAACGGAGAUAUUUGUUGAUGUUCCGAGCUAUUACAUGAGUUUAAUUCUUGACUACGCCUAUACAGGUACAUGCACAGUUACAGCAGAAAAUGUAGAAUAUUUAUUGCCUUACGCAGAUCAGUUUGAUAUAGUAGGUGUGAUACAAUCAUGCUGCCAAUUUCUGUUGCAAGAGCUAAGACCUCAUAACUGUCUAGGUAUAUUCAAAUUUGCUAAAUACUAUUUCUGUGGCGAACUAGAGAAAAGGGGAAAAUUGUACAUAAGACAGAAUUUUAGCAGAAUACUUAAGGAAUGUAACGAAUUUAAAUCUCUAUCUUACGACGAGCUUGAAGAUAUUUUACGUGACGACGAAUUAAAUGUUCGUAAUGAGGAAAUUGUAUUCCAAGCGGUAAAAACGUGGGUAGAACACGACAUCGAAACCAGAAGGAAAUAUAUUCCCUCGUUAUUGUCUUGUGUGCGAUUUGGUCAUAUCAGCUACAAGUAUUUUAAAUCCAAAAUAUUACAAUGGCAGCCUGUAGUCGAGGACGAGAAAUGCCAAGAAGCGUUAUAUCCCGCUGUAGUGUUUCUCACAGUACUGGAUUCAAGACCCGGCACUGAAGCAGACCUCAAUGAUCCGUUAGCACGACCUCGAAUACCUUAUGAAAUUCUUUUCGCUGUCGGUGGUUGGAGCGCUGGUAGUCCAACCAGCUUUGUGGAAACCUAUGAUACAAGAGCUGAUCGAUGGUUUCUCUCAAUCCAUAUGGACCUUACGCCCCGUGCCUAUCAUGGAUUGUGCACUUUGAACAAUUUGAUCUACAUGAUCGGUGGCUUCGACGGAAGUGACCAUUUCAAUACGGUGCGAUGCUACGACCCUGUGGCCAAUACCUGGCACGAAAGGGCAUGCAUGUAUCAAGCGCGAUGUUACGUUAGCGUUGUUGCGCAUGGUGGUUUAAUUUAUGCACUUGGCGGGUACAAUGGUCGCACACGUAUGUCUUCAGUAGAGCGAUACUACCCUGACAAGAAUCAGUGGGAGAUGACAACGGCUAUGAAUAAACAAAGAUCCGACGCCUCCGCCGCUUCUCUAAGUGGAAAGAUUUACAUUGUCGGUGGUUUCAACGGACAAGAAGUGUUGAGUUCAGCAGAAGUCUUCGACCCUGACACAAAACAAUGGAGCUUCAUCAGGUCAAUGAUCAGCCCGCGCUCUGGAGUAAGUCUCAUCGCGUACAGGGACUGUUUGUAUGCACUUGGCGGAUUCAAUGGAUACAGCCGUUUGAAUACUGGAGAGAGUUUCAACCCACAACGCGGUGGCGAGUGGCAAGAGGUUACGGAAAUGUUCAGUGCCAGAAGUAACUUCGCAACCGUUUUGCUGGACGACAUGAUUUUCGUUAUUGGAGGAUUCAAUGGCUCAACCACCAUUUCUCAUGUCGAAUGUUACGAUGGUGACACGUUGGAGUGGUAUGAUGCGGCGCCAAUGAAUUUGAACCGUUCAGCUCUCAGCGCCUGCGUUCUCGCUGGAUUGCCAAAUGCACGCUCAUUCUCCUACCUGGCCAAAGCUGUACCGGCGGCUGGAGCCGAUCAGGCUCAUCAUUCAUAAAUACCUUAUGAAAAACAUCCAAAUACAAACCUAUGAAGCUAGAACAAUCUCAUGUAAAUCCUUCGCUAUAUACAAAUAACUUAGUCUCUGAUUAAAGUUAUUUUGUGUCGUUUUUUUAUCUAAAUUGUUUAAUAACUAUUGUUAAUGAUAAAGCACUGUGAUAUUUUGAUUGUACAUCAAGUUUGUGUAUAUAUUUUUAUACAGCAUAAAUCAAUGACUAAUAGAAUUAUUUUAAUGUACAGAACACAAUCAGUUUCUAUUUUGUUUUUAUUUAGACAUUCAUCACCAAGGGUGAAAAUCCCUGAAAAUGUGAUUUUAGCGAGGGAUUUAUUGAAAAUUUUUCCAGUUGUGUAGUUUGUGAUAAAUUUUAUUUUGGUACAUUUGUGUAUAGUUCGCGUCCAUAGCAAAUCAAAAUGGUCGCGUUUUCGAUGUGUGUACGAUAUUGCUUGCGGUGAGCGAAACCGGCGCGGUAUUGUUGUAUCUGUGAUAUUUUCAUAUAUUGAUACAAAAAAAAUGUAAAAUUAUAUUUUUUAUUUCGAAAAAUUUACCGUACCCGAUUGAAAGAUUGAUAAAUUCACAAAUAAAGAAAAAUCAU